Messenger RNA from Penicillium longicatenatum, 1056 nucleotides. Its product is annotated as Mpv17/PMP22 family protein. Gene Ontology annotation, cellular component: mitochondrion; cytoplasm; membrane. NCBI's taxonomy places the organism in Eukaryota, Fungi, Ascomycota, Eurotiomycetes, Eurotiales, Aspergillaceae. The transcript has 2 exons. The record is from RefSeq and is a predicted model, not a curated record. Bases 1 to 1056 code for a protein of 351 amino acids.
AUGAGUCUCUUCCAAAAGGGACUCGCCGCGCACGCGUUGGCGUUUACGAUCGGUCCGCGCCCACGGCCUAUUACCCCGGUGCGAUUAUCUCUGCGCCGGGUGCGCCAGCCACGACGACACAAUUCAGCUCAGGCUUCGAAGCCUGAAACCCCCCAAGGGAAAGCCGUGGAGGAUGCGUCGUCACUUAAUAAAAAUGGAAAAUUGGCUUCCAACCCUUCGUCGCCGUCCGCUCCCUCACCGUCUUCCCCCCAGAAUACCGCUGCCACCGCCGCAGGCGUAGCGGCCGCACCGAAUGCCGCAGUGACAUUGACAAGAACCCGGCGACUGGGCGAGAUGAUCAAGGCUGGACCGGUUGGGACGUUUGGGAGGUGGUACGCUCGUGUGCAGAAGGAACGGCCGUACCAGACGCAGUUGUGGAGUUCAAUUGUUAUCUAUCUAUGCGGUGACUUGAGCGCGCAGCUGUUUUUCCCUCCAGACAAACCUGCACCAGCGAAUGAUAAUCAGGAUGCGUCCAAGGCAUCUGUGGAACCGAAGGACGAGAAUGAAGAUAAGCCGAGCUUCGGGAGUAGUUAUGACCCAUGGAGAACAGUCCGGCACUUGAUCGUGGGUGCAGGUUCCAGCAUUCCGUCAUAUAACUGGUUCUGGUUCCUCCACAAUAACUUCAACUUCUCGUCUAAGUUGCUCUCAAUCUUGACCAAGGUCACCGUGCAACAGAUAGUCUUCACUCCCGUUUUCAAUACCUACUUCUUCAGUGUGCACUCCCUUCUCGCAGGCGCCACUUUUGAAGAAACCUGGGAGCGCUUGAAGAAGGCCCUUCCCGUCAGUAUUUCCAACAGCGUUAAGCUUUGGCCAGCUGUCACGGCAUUCAGCUUCAUGUACGUGCCGCCAGAGUAUCGCAAUGUCUUCUCUGGAGUCAUUGCCGUUGGCUGGCAGACGUACUUGAGUUGGUUGAACCAGAAGGCUGCGCGUGAAGUGGCGCAAGCUGAGGCUGCGAUUGAGGCUGGCUCAUCACCUGCGAUGACUGGGAAUCUGAUUCCUGCCGGACAGGCUGCAUAA